Glycine soja is the source of this 753-nucleotide messenger RNA. RefSeq lists its product as uncharacterized. Bases 102 to 467 code for a protein of 121 amino acids. The record is from RefSeq and is a predicted model, not a curated record. The transcript is spliced from 3 exons. NCBI's taxonomy places the organism in Eukaryota, Viridiplantae, Streptophyta, Magnoliopsida, Fabales, Fabaceae.
CAGAUACAUAGUUCUCUACUUUAUAGCACCAUUGCCUAAUUACAUUUUCUCCCUUGGACACUAAAAUACUUUAUAAACAUUUACAAAAAAGAAAUUCAACAAUGGGGUUAAGCAGACGACCUGCAAGGUUUAAAAAACCCGAUUUCAUGCCGACCGAACCAAACGGUGAAGAAAAGCUCGAAGUGUUAAGGGUUGUUGGUGCUGGUGUUUUUAUUAACGAGCAAAAUCCUGAAGGAGAAUCCUCGUUUCAGGAAGUGAAUACUAUUGUUGGAUAUGAAAAUAAUAAUGUGAGGGACGAAGCAGGUAACAAUGACAAUGGAAUUAACCUUCUGGCAACAGUUGCAACUAGACUUAUUAGGAAGAAGGUGGAGAAGAAGCUGAGGAAGCUGCCACUGCCACUGGACUUAAGAUGGCGGAAUCAAAAAAGGAGGGUCUUCUUGUCGGAAUUAAAGAAAACAACACCCUGAUGAAAAAUCACUGUGAUAGAUUUUGAGAAUAAAAAUCAAUUUGUACUGAAAAAUGUUUGAAAGAGUCCUUAAAGUUCUAGUGUAGUUGAGAUCGAUACAUCUCUUGGUCUAAUUAAUAAACUAUUAUAUUUGACUCAACCAACAGAGAAAGAGGUGAAAGAAAAAACUAAACAUGAUUUGAUCUCAUGGUCCUGCUUGAGUUCGGCUGAUUCUGUAGUAUUUGAUGUAAGAGACUAUCUAUAUUAAUUUCUAUAUAAAUAAAUAAUUAUAUGUAGUGUUAUCAACU